This is a messenger RNA of Carcharodon carcharias (great white shark), 1844 nucleotides long. Its product is annotated as zinc finger protein 239-like. Gene Ontology annotation, molecular function: DNA-binding transcription factor activity, RNA polymerase II-specific; RNA polymerase II cis-regulatory region sequence-specific DNA binding. Gene Ontology annotation, biological process: regulation of transcription by RNA polymerase II; central nervous system development. Lineage: Eukaryota; Metazoa; Chordata; Chondrichthyes; Lamniformes; Lamnidae. The transcript has 4 exons. Gene Ontology annotation, cellular component: nucleus. Bases 833 to 1702 code for a protein of 289 amino acids. The record is from RefSeq and is a predicted model, not a curated record.
AUGUCUGAGAAAGGAUUUACUCAGCUUUCCCACCAUCUUUGAAAGUUCAAACAGAAUUUGAUGCAUGAUCAGCACAUUCAUGCCAGAGAGAGUUGUGUGUGUGAGCAGUAAUUCACUUCUUUUUUCCAGCAGCUGGGAUACCAGUGAGUUCACGUGUGACAGUAGGAGUUGGAUUCUGCCAUUAUUGCUUUGUUUUGGGGACUCUCAAUUCUCCACCAAUUCCCAUUCCCCUUCUUUCUGGUGGAUAAUGAAGGGCCCAUGCAGAUGGGUUUAAGUACAACUUGUUUCACAACUUUAAUAUUGAGCUGUCCGGCCCCAGUUUCCACCCAAUAACAGCAAAACAAAUCAGACAAGAAUAAUUUGAACUGUCAAUGGCGGGGCCUUUAUCCAGCAUUCCAUGCGGUGGAGAAUGUCCUUUAUUCACAUCACAAGAGACCAGUGCGCAGGCGCAGUGAUUAGCGCAUGCGCAUUGGGAGUAAUGGCAAUGGAGAGCAGCUUCUUUCUUGGAUCCGCAGUCGGUUAAGUGGGGGCAUGGGGAACGGCCGAGCAAAGGAAGCGGUGGAUCCGGGUACUAGAAGAGGAUUUGCAGAAAGGAAACUCAAAUCACAUCACAUCAAACUCUGACAGCCUCACUUGAUUCAUCAGGACCUGGAUGUUAUCAGCCUUUGAGUCUGCAGGCUCCAGCAGGAGACAUUAACAUUAAAAGCUGAAAUUGUUUCAGAGGGUAUUAGAAGGGGAGGAUUUGCAGUUAGGAAACUCAAACCAAACACCAGAUCAGAAUCUGAUGGAGUUGCCCAAUUUAUCGUAACCUGAAUAUCAUCAGAAUUUGGACAUGGAAGGAAAAAGCACUGUUCACAGUGGAGAGAAACCAUACACAUGUUCUGUUUGUGGACGAGGCUUCGAUCGAUCAUCUGACCUGUCAAAACAUAAAUGUAGUUACAAUAGGGAGAAGCCGUGGAAAUGUGGGGACUGUGGGAAGGGAUUCAAUUGCCCAUCUGACCUGGAAACACAUCGGCGUAUUCACACUGGGGAGAGGCCAUUCACCUGCUCUGAAUGUGGGAAGGGAUUCACCACCUCUUCCCACCUGCUGACUCACCAGCGAGUUCACACUGGAGAGAGGCCGUUCAGCUGCUCCGUGUGUGGGAAGGGAUUCACUCAGUCAACCCAUCUGCUGACACACAAGCGUACUCACACUGGGGAGAGGCCGUUCACCUGUUCAGUAUGUGGGAAGGGAUUCAGUGAUUCAUCCAACCUGUUGAUACAUCAGCGAUUUCACACUGGGGAGAGACCUUUCAACUGCUCCAAGUGUGGGAAGGGAUUUGCUCAGUCAUCCCAUGUGCUGAGACAUGAGAGAGUUCACACCGAGGAGAGACCUUUUAAAUGCCCAGACUGUGGGAAGUGCUAUAAGGGUUCCGGGGAACUGAUGUGCCAUCAACGUGUUCACACUGGGGAGAGACCAUUCAGGUGUUCUCACUGCGGGACUGGGUUCAGGGAAUCAUCUCAUCUCAUUGUACACCAGCGCACUCAUACUGGAGAGAGGCGGUUCUCAUGCUCUGAGUGUGGGAGGAGAUUCAAUCAUGCAUGCACCCUUCUGAGACACCAGCAAAUUCACACUGGGGAGAGACCAUUCACGUGCUCCAUGUGUGGGAAGAGAUUUGGUCGGUCAUCCACUCUGCUGAGACACCAGCAAGUUCACAAGUAACCACAGUUAUUGGAUUUUGCUGUUAAUCAUAUCCCAGACAGAGCCAUGUUCAUAGGGUCUGUUUUUGCUGAUGUCAAACUCUAGCCCAGUUAUGGUGGUGAAUAUUCAGGAUAAAAGUCAAAUAAAUCAGCUUUGUGUUAAA